GCGUCGCCUGCUUUGUUACUUUUGGCUACAGUGUACUAGAAUUUUUGGCUUUCGUCGCUCGGCUGCUGUGUGUGAUUUCUGUGAUCUUUUUGCUGAAGGUUGUGGGAUAUAUUUAAGGACAGUGACGGCUGAACCAUGUCUAACUGGAAACAGCACCCUCUGCUUCUGAAUCUGAAGACUGCUGAUGAGCACAUCUCAAGUGGCCUGUUCCUGGCUACAAACAAUCAGUCACCUUUGGCACAGUACCGCUCCGUGAUGCAGAUGCUCGAGUACUCGGCACAUGGCAUCCCAUGGCUCUUGGGGACGUGCUCGCUCAUUUGGUUCGUCACGGAUCGAGAUUUGGAGGCAUUUUAUGUCAAUUUGCUGAUAGCACUCGUGUUGGACCUCAUUGCUGUGGCUGUUAUCAAGGCUGUAGCUCGGCGGAAACGGCCCCCAGUCAACGUGAACGACAUGUUCUUCACGGUAUCGGUUGACAACCACUCGUUUCCAUCAGGUCACGCAUCACGUGUUGUCUUCCUGGCAUGCCUGUUUCUCAACUACACAACAAUUAAUGUAGUCUUCAAGUUUGUUACAUUGGUGUGGAGCCUUUCUGUGAUUGCAUCACGAGUGCUGCUGGGACGGCACUACGUUGGUGAUGUUGUAGGUGGUGCCAUACUUGGACUGAUUGAGUAUAUCAUCAUUACAAACAUUUUUUGGAUGAACACUGACACUGCGCUGCAUUUUGCAUCAUUCUUCACAACAUUUGACAGCCUGCAUGGUGGCAUUAAAGAAGUGGAGGUUUGAACAAA
Rhipicephalus sanguineus (brown dog tick) is the source of this 788-nucleotide messenger RNA. Its product is annotated as polyisoprenoid diphosphate/phosphate phosphohydrolase PLPP6. The transcript is spliced from 3 exons. NCBI's taxonomy places the organism in Eukaryota, Metazoa, Arthropoda, Arachnida, Ixodida, Ixodidae. The record is from RefSeq and is a predicted model, not a curated record. Bases 136 to 783 code for a protein of 215 amino acids. Gene Ontology annotation, molecular function: sphingosine-1-phosphate phosphatase activity.